Olea europaea var. sylvestris is the source of this 3785-nucleotide messenger RNA. RefSeq names its product exportin-2. Gene Ontology annotation, molecular function: small GTPase binding; nuclear export signal receptor activity. The transcript has 2 exons. Gene Ontology annotation, cellular component: cytosol; nuclear envelope. Gene Ontology annotation, biological process: protein export from nucleus; protein import into nucleus. NCBI's taxonomy places the organism in Eukaryota, Viridiplantae, Streptophyta, Magnoliopsida, Lamiales, Oleaceae. The record is from RefSeq and is a predicted model, not a curated record. Bases 236 to 3160 code for a protein of 974 amino acids.
CUCCAUUUCACUGUCCUGUUCAAAUUUUUAGUGUGAGCAAAUCUCUCUCUCUCUCUCUCUGGUAAUCUCCACUUUCUGUCGAUCUCUCUCUCCAUUUACUUGCAAUUACAUACAUUUUUCAUGUAAUUUCUUCACAAUCAAGUCUGUAGCUGUAAUUUGAUUUGAAUACACCUUCAAUAUUUCACUAAAACCCCUAAACCUAAAAUCGAAAACACGCAGCGAGGGUGAGAUAGAGAUGGAGUGGAACCCUGAGACCCUACAAUUGCUCUCACAAUGUUUCCUCAACACCCUCUCCCCACUCCCUGAGCCCCGCCGCCGUGCGGAGGCGGCACUGACAGAGGCCGCUGAAAAGCCUAAUUACGGCCUUGCCGUGCUACGCCUUGUUGCUGAACCCUCCAUCGACGAGCAGAUCCGUCAGUCUGCUGCAGUCAACUUCAAGAACACCCUCAAGGUCCACUGGGAGCUGCAGACCAACGAUUCGUCCCUGGCUCAAACACACACUAUACCUGCCCCGGAAAAGGAGCAAAUCAAAUCGUUAAUUGUGACUCUAAUGGUGAAUUCGUCUCCCAAAAUCCAAGCACAGCUCAGUGAAGCCCUGACCAUAAUUGGGAAACAUGAUUUCCCCAAAGCAUGGCCCACGUUAUUACCGGAGCUUGUCCGGACUCUUGAUGGGUUAAGCCAGGCCAAUGAUUAUGUUUCUGUAAGUGGGGUUUUGACCACCAUUAAUUCAUUGUUUAAGAAAUUCAGGUACCAGUUUAAGACCAAUGAGUUAUUGCUUGAUUUGAAGUACUGUCUUGAUAACUUAGCGAAACCGUUGUUAGAAGUAUUUAAACGUACUGCAAGUUUGCUGGAUCAGGUAAAUUCUUCUGGUACCGCAAAUGCAAUUUCCCUCAAGCCAUACAUAGAGUCCCAGCGGUUAUGUUGCAGGAUUUUUUAUUCGCUGAAUUUUAUGGAGUUGCCUGAGUUUUUUGAGGACCAUAUGGAAGAGUGGAUGAUUGAGUUCAAGAAAUAUUUGACUGUAAAGUACCCUGCUCUCGAGGAUAGUGGAAAUGAAGGGCUUGCGUUGGUUGAUGAGUUACGAGCUGCUGUGUGUGAGAAUAUUAGUCUCUAUAUGGAGAAAGAGGAGGAUUUGUUUCAAAAAUAUUUGAGUGGUUUUGUGGAGGCAGUGUGGGGGCUUUUGGUGGUUGCAUCUGCUUCUUCUAGUCGUGAACGGCUAACUAUAACAGCCAUUAAGUUUUUGACCAUUGUUAGUGCUAGCGUUCACCAUACUUUGUUUGCAAGGGAUGACAUUUUGCAGCAGAUCAGUCAGAGUAUCGUGAUUCCGAAUGUGAUGCUAAGGGAUGAGGACGAGGAGUUGUUCGAAAUGAAUUAUGUAGAGUUCAUAAGAAGGGAUAUGGAAGGGAGCGACCUUGACACGAGAAGGAGAAUUGCUUGUGAACUCCUUAAGGGGAUUGCCAUGAAUUACAAGAAGAAAGUAACAGAGAAGGUAGCAGCUCAGAUACAGUUGCUUUUGGCUUCAUUUUCUGAGAACCCAGCUGCAAAUUGGAAACACAAGGACUGUGCUAUCUAUUUGGUUGUCUCCCUUGCCACAAAGAAGGCAGGAGGAAAUUCUGUUUCCACUGAUCUUGUUAAUGUUGAGAGCUUUUUUGGGUCUGUUAUUGUGCCAGAGCUGCAAAGUCAGGAUGUGGAUGGGUUUCCAAUGUUGAAGGCUGGUGCGUUGAAGUUCUUCACCAUGUUUAGGAAUCAGAUCUCCAAACCUAUUGCAAUUGCUUUGCUACCUGACGUUGUUCGCUUCCUUGGCUCAGAGUCAAAUGUGGUUCAUUCUUAUGCUUCCAGCUGCAUUGAGAAACUUUUGCAGGUCAAAGAUGGAAGCGGAAGGGCGAGAUACUCAGCAACAGAUAUUAGUCCAUUUUUGCUUGUCUUGAUGACAAACCUUUUUAAUGCUUUACAGAAGCCAGAAUCUGAAGAGAAUCCGUAUGUGAUGAAGUGUAUAAUGAGAGUUCUUGGGGUUGCUAAUGUUUCACAUGAUGUUGCUUUGCCUUGUAUCAACAGCCUGACAACUGUUCUGAAUAGAGUAUGUGAAAACCCAAAGAAUCCUAUUUUUAACCACUAUCUGUUUGAAUCAGUGGCACUUCUCGUCAGAAGGGCUUGUGAGCAGGAUCCAUCUCUCAUAUCAGCAUUUGAAACAAGUCUUCUCCCCAGCCUGCAGAUGAUCUUAUCCAGAGAUGUGACAGAAUUCUUCCCUUAUGCAUUCCAGCUGCUAGCUCAGCUUGUUGACUUGAAUCGGCCUCCUUUACCCGGGAAUUAUAUGGAGAUCUUUGCUAUACUCCUUUUACCUGAAUCAUGGAAAAAGUCUGCAAAUGUCCCUGCUCUUGUGCGUUUGCUCCAGGCUUUCCUUAGAAAGGCACCACAUGAGCUGAACCAGCAAGGGAGAUUGUCUAGUGUCCUUGGGAUAUUCAACACAUUAGUUUCAUCUCCUAGUUCUGAUGAACAAGGAUUUUAUGUGCUAAACACUGUGAUUGACAACCUUGGUCAUGAUGUCAUCUCACCCUACAUUAGCCACAUUUGGGUUGCUCUAUUUAAUCGGCUCCAACAUAACAGAACAGUGAAGUAUGUCAAAUCUCUUGUGAUAUAUAUGUCACUUUUUCUGGUCAGGCAUGGUUCUCAAAACCUCGUAGGCUCGAUGAAUGCUGUGCAGCCUGAUGUUUUUCGUGCAAUUUUAGAGCAAUUUUGGAUACCUAAUCUCAAGCUGAUCACGGGUUCACUUGAGCUUAAAUUAACUUCAGUUGCUUCUACCAGACUUAUAUGUGAGUCUCUGACGCCAUCAGAUUCCAAGCUUUGGGGGAAAAUGCUGGACAGCAUUGUUACUCUUCUGUCACGCCCAGAGCAGGAAAGAGUGGAAGAGGAGCCUGAUGUACCGGAUUUUGGUGAGACUGUGGGUUACAAUACCACUUUUGUUAACCUGUACAACACUGGGAGGAGAGAAGAGGAUCCUCUGCCAGAUAUCAAUGAUCCAAAGCAAUUUUUGGUUGCAUCCUUGGCAAAUCUUUCUGCUCGUUCACCUGGAACAUACCCGCGGAUCAUUAAUGAAAAUCUUGAGCCAGCAAAUCAAGCUGCAUUACUUCAACUUUGCAGCUCUUACAAUCUUACCAUAGUUUAACAAACUAGCCAUUUCACAGAACAAUUAUAAUGAUGAUUGAAGCAUGGUUGUGGUUUCAGUUUCUUGUCAUUGAAGCACUUAUUCAUGAUCAUGUAGGAUUCUCAAGUUGAAUCAAUUGGGAAAGUAAGUUAUCAUCCAUUUGUACCAUUUUGGUCUUUUGGAGUUGGCUUCUCGUAUGAUCAUGUUAGGUACCCCUUUCACCUGCCUGGAUACGGCCGACCAUCAUCACAUAUUCUGUUAAAUCAGUUUGGGGACUCUUGUCUGUUGAGUUUGCUUGAAUAUUGAAGUUAUAUCGGCUCCUUUAUCACAUAUUCUGUUAAAUCAGUUUGGGGACUCUUGUCUGUUGAGUUUGCUUGAAUAUUGAAGUUAUAUCGGCUCCUUUAUUCAUGCUAAUUCCUUUAUUAUGUUUCCAGAUUUAGCAUUUAGAUAAUUUUGUUGUGAAGUCAAUAUGGCACAUAGAAACUGUGUUUUUGAGGGAUUAAGAUGUCAACUGUAUGUUGAAACUAUAUAUUUGGGCUGAUAUGAGUUGUUAUGAAGGUUAAUCUUGCUGUAUCUCUUGCUUUCAGCUGUUAUUUCUUUCUACAUCCAUUUUCUGCAGUUCAUAUAAAAUUUGGCAUCGACUACA